CUGUCCCUGGUCCCUCUGCAUCAUAUUUUUAUCCGAGGAGAGAAGCUCCGAUUGAACUGCACCCCACCGGAAAGGCAGAGGGCAGAGGAAUUCCUGUUCUAUAAAAUGACGCCAGGUGGUAAAUGGGCCCUGCAGAGACAGCAGCAAGAAGACAGCUGGGAGAUCUCCACAGCACACCUGGAACCGCAGAAUACAUUCAUCUGUGUUUACAAAGGAAAAAAUGAUGCGGGAGUACCUGUUCAGUCUGCACAAAGUGACCAUCGUGAGGUCACCAUCACUGAGCUCCAACCGGCAGCCCUUUCCCUGGAUCCAGAGUAUCCCGUGUACCUCCAAGGGGAAAAAGUCACCCUGACUUGUUCUGCUCCAGAGGAGGUAGAGGCGGCCGGAUACGUCUUUUACAAAGAACAGCGAGACCAGACCUUCAAGGAGCUCCCCUCUACAGGCCAAGGGCCCUAUAAAACAUUCAAGGUGUCCCAAAACACUGCUGGGAAGUACAGCUGCACCUACUGGACGCUGCUUUCCGAACAGGAGAUCUGGUCCCCGCACAGCGGCCUCGUCUCUGUAGCUGUGACAAAGCGCCUCCGUACCCCGGUCCUUUCUGUGUCCCCAAAGCGAGAGGUCUACAGAAGCGGGGAGUUCAUAAACUUCACAUGCUCGGUUUCUGACAGUCGUCCUGUGACAAAGAUCAUGUUUCAUAAAGACGACCGGCGCCUGCAUGAACCCCACCAACUCUCAUCCUCUCCGAACAGGAACACGUACACGUUACGCCUCUCACCGCAAGACAGUGGAAGGUAUUCCUGUACAUAUCAUGUUGUGGAAUCUGGGCGGGAGAUCCAGUCGACGAAAAGCAACAACACCCAUAUUUCUGUGAUGGGACCAGACUCCUCCACCGCUGUCCCGGACGCUCACACCCAUGGAAGCAAAAGGAGAGUCACCAGAUCUCCUGCAGCUGCAACCACAUCGCCUUUACAAGUCACCUCAUCCCACCCGGUUACGGAGGAGAGCUCCCCCUCCGCCGGACCUGACAGACCAGCAACCUCCCCGCCCAGCUCUUCACAGUCAACAUGCUCUGAGGUUCUUUCUGCGUUUCCCAUCACCGGCGCAGCAACCGAGUCCUUUGUGCCCAACUUUUCCAGAACUACAUCCCACGUCGGAGUAUCCAGCAGCAUCAGCCCUUUUCCGGACUCCGCAACGCCAUUCACGAGCAGCGGCGGCCCCAGAUCAGCCUCACAGCCGACGACAGCAUCCGAGGCUAAAAAUGAAAAUGGCACACAACCUCUUGUGGUAGGCUGCAGUGGUGCCGCAGUGCUGUUUCUGGCGUUCGUCGUCUGGCUCUUCAGAAAGAAACGGAAAGGAAACAGCAGGAGACUCUCCAGGUCCUUCUGGAAAUCCUUGAAGGGUCCCCAUUCCAGGGGAGUGAGCCGAAUCAACUGUCCCAGCAGAAUGCACCUAGAACUCCAGGAAAAAGCCAAGCCACGAGAAGUGGACCAAGACUGGGGGAUCCUGCCCAAAUCUAAACCGGUGUCGUCCAAAGGUGGGGACCCGGCCAUACAGAACCAGGUGAACGACGAUGCUGACUCCGGAGCAGAAUUUGAAUUCCCAGAUCUAGACCCGACUUACACCCUUCUUGGCUACGCUUGUUCAACAUUCUUCCUAGCAGAAAGCGACCUACCUGCUGAGGACAGUCACGUAUAAUUUAUGAUCGGCCCUCCCUGCAGACAGUUUCGUUCUGGACCCUCUUCUCUCUAGGGCUAGAUUCCCAGAAACCAAAGCGGAAACGUACCGUUUGAGAUGCCGUUUGGUUUUUGACUGAUUGUACAUUCGUCCCCACUGCCCCGCCCCGCCCCCAGUAAUCCUCCCCCAAGUAACACCCUUUAGAGAAGAAAGGGAAAACGAGACUUUAAAAAUGUCAUAUAAACGCUUAAAGCCAAUUAAAUGUCGAAAUAAUAUUCAAUUCCCCUAGAGCUAACAAGUCCAGGUCGGGGAACCGUGCCCAUACGUUAACUCAGUCCAAAACUCCCCUGAUACAAAGAUGGCCUCCAGAAGGAUGAAAAGAGAUGGUCAAAAAUUCUCAAGAAUAUUGAGAAUUUUAUUCUGAAUCAAAACGUUCAGAAUAAAUAUGGUGUUCACAACCUAGCCGUGGCUUGCAAUUAUAUCUUUCUUUCUUUUUAAAAAAAAGAUGGGGAUGUUUUAUUAUAAGGGGCCUUAAACCGGGAGAAAAGGUGGGGUAGAAAUGUUUUAAUAAAUAAUACAUAAAUAAAAUACUUUGAUCAGAUAAACAGGGCCUUACCAUUGUGGGCCCCUGAGUGUUUUCCG
Sphaerodactylus townsendi is the source of this 2316-nucleotide messenger RNA. RefSeq lists its product as uncharacterized. The record is from RefSeq and is a predicted model, not a curated record. The transcript has 10 exons. Lineage: Eukaryota; Metazoa; Chordata; Lepidosauria; Squamata; Sphaerodactylidae. Gene Ontology annotation, biological process: cell surface receptor signaling pathway. Gene Ontology annotation, molecular function: transmembrane signaling receptor activity. Bases 106 to 1695 code for a protein of 529 amino acids.